AUGCCUCGGACGCUUGUAUUUCUUUUUCUUUUCGCAUUCUCUUUGCAAGUUCAACGUUCUCAAGAAUCCAACGUUCUCUACGCCGCCAAAAUCUCGAGUAUCGAUGGAUUGGAGGCUCAGAAAAUCGCCCAGCAACAUGGUUUCCAGGUUAUUCGGAAGGUGGGCUCUGAGAUACUUUUUUGGUAGCUUUUUUCCGCUUUUUGAUGUUGAUCUAUAGUUUUUUUUUCAAAGAAAGUAACUCGAUCAGAAGAAAAAUGAUGAAGAAUGGUUAAAAAAACUGAUAGUAGCCGCUUUUUCCGCGUCAAAGGACUCAAAUCUCAAGUAGGGUCUGCUCGGAUCUCAGUAACGCAAAGUGGACCUUUCCGAGCAUUUCUAGUGAUCCCUCUAGCGGUGUCAUAACUAUUAAGUGACCCCUAGAGUUGCUCGGAAGCGUCCGGUUCCCUUUACCGAGGUCCCAGUAUCUAUUUGGAUCAAUUGGGUAAAUCAGCCUUCGAACGCGCAUUUGAAACACUUUUUCUGUGCUAUUUUUUUCCUUUUUUUGAAUUUCUGAUUUUUUUACCUUCAAACUUAGAUAUUAGUAAAGAUUCGACUUUUUUUAUGAUAUUCUACAAAUCAAUUCAUUUUUUCAGCUCCGUUCCUUCGACGAUAUCUAUCUUCUACGGCAGUUAGUUCGUCGAAAACGGGAUUUGGCUCAAAUUGUCGAUGGAAUCCUCAAAAAUCAAAAUGUCUAUUAUUAUUUUCGAAAAAGAAUUCCAAAAAAGUUGCACAAAGUCUUGAAAAUUGAUCUAUCUCAAAAAAAAGCUAAAAAAAUUUCAGUUAAAAGUUUUUUCAGUUCGAGUGGAGUGAGCCGCUUCUACCGCAGCAACGCUUCAAAAGAGAGUCUUUCCCAGUGAAAAUCGGCAAAAAUCCUGUUCAUGUCGUGAGUUACUUUGCCACUGAUAUUAACACAGGCAAAACGGAAAAAAAUUACUUUGAGGAAUACAUAUAUAUUUCGGUGAGAACUCAAGAAAUUGAAAAGGCUCCGCUAGAAGCUCCUAAAAUGAUGAAAAACAGUCCUCCGAGCUCCGUUUUCAUAGCCUCAGGAUCCUUUUUCUGGCUUCUAGAAUUUUUUUUUGUUGAUGGAAAAUUUGACUGGUGGAACCUUAGAAGCUUUAUUUUUCCGAAUUACCUUUUGAGAAGCUGUUUCGUUUUGCCCGAGUACUGAAAAAUUAAUAAAAUGAACGAUGAAGCUGUGAAAUAUUUUUUAUGCUUUUCCUAGACUUUUCCGAGGUAAGUACUUGAACGCAAAAGAUUACUCUUUUUUGAGUACCGAAAAUGCUGAAAAGUUUAUGCUCAAUAAUUUAUUUUUCAAUUUUUAAAAAGUAAAAACUUGUCGAGUCAGACUCACUUCAAUGUUCUUUUUCCGGAGAAAAAAAUCAAAAAGGGAUGAAUUUUUAAAUAAUAAAAUCGAGCGGUUUUAAAAAAAUUGUUUGAAGUAUUUUUUCCAUUUCUCAUUUAUUUUUUUGAGUUACAGUGGAAAUUGCUUCCUAACAUGAAAAAUCGAAAAAUGCCUGGAAACAGGGAAUCGCCGUCAAUUCGUCAGGUGUUACUACUGUCGUUGUGGUGAGCUCUUCUGAUUUUUCGUUGUUUUUCUAGGAAGGGAUUCUUGUAAAGGCAGCCUUGGGGUCCAUUGAAGGUUCCCCAAAGAUCACUUUACCCUAUAGAGGCCGAUAAAGCUCGCCAAGUGGCCCACCCAGGGAUUUAUUUAGCGGCCCCAUAGGGGAACAAGUUCGUGCUGAGAUGAAGCACGUCCAUGGAAAAAACUCAACGAAUCAGCAAAAAUGUAGCAAAUGACUGUUUUUACCUGAACCCUAUAGGGAUCACUCUGGCAUUCCCAUGUCAAAAAACCCUUUCUACAGUUUUCGGAAAAGCGUAUUUAAACUAUCCUGAAGGUAGGGACCGCAAAGCCACGCCCCUUUUCGCGAUAGAAAAAGUGGCUUUUUUUUGGUUUUCAACUUUCAUUUUGUUGUAGUUGCAAAAUAUGUGGAACUGGAUAAUAAAUUUUGACACACAUGUACAGAAAAGCUUCCUCUUUCGUUUAAAAAAUAUUUCACGCUUUUUUGAUGCGUUCUCGCGGAAUUUCGUACAAAAACGUGAAUAGAACUAAAAAACUUUGUCAUUUUUCGCUUUUUCAUGUGUUUUCAGGUCGAACGCACUCUUUCUUUUUUCAAAUAAUGAUUUUGAUUCAAGUAACGGUAAUUUUAAAACAAUAAAAUAAAAAAUUCGUCUUUGCCAAAAAUUUUAGGGAGUGCCGAAAGUCAUAAAUCAAAAUAUCGUUAAUAAGCGAAUAUAAUCGAGUUUUUGUUUUUUCAAAGUUUAGAUCAUGGGCUUACUUAAAUAUUUCUCCACACAAUAUGUGCUUGAAAAAGUUGUUUAAUACGCAAAAAUGCUCUUGAAACUAGAGAAUAAAAUUAGCGGCGUUUAUCACACAGAAUGCGGUCGAACGCAGGUUUUCAAACAAUUAUAUACAUUUAUUAGUAAAAAAUCUUUCAAUUAAAAGAAUAAAAUAAAAAAUUCGUCUUUGCCAAAAAUUUACGGGGCCAUUUUAAGGCAGCGAUCGUUAAACGAGGCCAAAAGCACUAAAAAAAACAGUUUUUUCGAAGUGAAUUUUCACGGAAAGUUUAAGUAAAGAUUUGUGAACAUAUUCUGAUAGAAAUAUCAUAACUACUUCAAGAUUUUCUUUUUGAAAUAGGCAAUCUGUGCUAUUCAAACGGCUCAAGGCUAUGGGGGAUGGAAGCUCCCCUCGCUAGACCUAACAGCUUGGCGCAGCGCGUGCGCUGCGAUUUUUCAUUUUGAGGUCGCGAGUUCGAUGCCCGCAAGCGUCAGUUUUUUGUUUUCUGGAAAAUACCGACUUUUUCGGCAAACUGGCUGAUGAGCAUCAUUUUAGCACUCUAUUAUGAUUUGUUACAUCAUAAUAGACCAGUAUCAAAAAUUUGUUCUAGAAGAAAAAAAUCGAGAAAAAAAUGUCAAAAAAAUGGAUAAUACCAAAAUUUCAGUACUAAAAAAAUGGUGCGCGGCGCGCCACAUUUUUCGUCAUAACUUUUUUCAUCCUCAAUCUUUUUCGAAAAACUAAACGGUUCUGAGUUUUGAAUCGAAUCAGCUAUCAAACCAUACAAAGCUCAAUGCUGAAAAAAUUUUUUUGAAAAUUCGUCUGCGGUCCCUACCUGAAGGUCUCAGAAUAAAGAUUCGUUUUCUGUACUUUUCAGCAUUUCGACAAAAGCUUUCUGCCAAGACUAUUUAUUCUGGGCAAGAAUAACUUUUAUGAGAAUUUCAGGACGACGGAGUUGAUCACUGGCACACCGAUCUUCAGGACGCCUUUUCGCCGGAAAUUUCCUUCGAUUUUACGAAUUUUCAAGCUGAUCCCAUGCCACAGAGGAUUGAAGGAAAUGAGUUAGAAAUUUACAAAAAAAAAUGAGAAAAAAAGAAUCAAUUAUUCAGACACGGAACCCAAUGUUCGGGUCUCAUCGCGAUGGCCGGCGAAUCCUGCGGAAUGGGUGUUAGUCGUGGAGCGCGUUUGGGCGGCAUCAAGGUUCUAGAUGGUUCUUCUCUGAAUGAUGCCGUUGAAGGCGACGCCUUGGCUUUCCAACAGGACAUGGUAAUGAAAAAACAAGUUUUUUGUGGAAUUGAUGCUGAACUUGAACAGAUUGACAUCUAUUCGGUGAGCUGGGGACCGAAAGACGAUGGAAAAACGGUGGCGAAACCUGGGAGGCUGGCCAGUCAAGCCUUAGCCGAUGGAGUUAGAAAGGUCUGGUUUUCAAAACUUGUGAAGUUUAGAAAAAACGAGGAAAUGGUGGUUCUUAAUGCACAAAAAAAAAAAAUGAAAAGAAAAGAUAUUAGAGACCAUGCGAUGCGUCACGACCGGAACUUCAUAUUCCGUAACCAUUUCUUGACGGAGUUAAUUGGAUGAAUUCUUGGAGUCGUUAUCGUGCUGAAAUUCUUGAGGGUGGCCCAAACGGUCGAUACACUUUUUGAGUAAUGCUUGACCAGGUAGAAAAUCUCAUUUUUCGACCUCAAAUGAUAGCUGUACGCUUGGAUUUUGUUAAGUUCCGAGAACCCUUAGGUCAAUACUAAGAAAAAUGAAAUAAACUUCGAAAAAUAGAAAUAAAAUAAAAAGGUAUUGAAAAAACAAAAAACAAAUAAAAAAUCACGUUUUCGAUCAAAAAAAAAAACGAAAAAAUGUCCGUAGACACUUGCCAGUGCAUAGUACUACUUUCAUUGUUAUACCUACCGUAAAACGCCCAAAGAAAAACCUUUGAAAACUUCAUAUGAAAUUCAUGUCGAUUCCCUGGAAAAGUUAAAUGAAAAAAUGUGUUUUUUUCGUAUCUUUUACUGAUGAUACUGUGUUAUGCCAUUUUUUUUUAUUGUUGCAGCGUGAAAAAAAAAAACAUUUUUUGUGAUAUGGAAAUUUCUCGAGACGUAACAUGAUUGUCAAUUUUUCACCGAGACGAGAUCGCGUCUUGUGCAUCCGUGAUUCAAAGCUUUUUUGAACCUAAAAGGACUUUUUAGGGUCGAAACGGCCUGGGGAACAUUUUCUUGUGGGCCAGCGGCAACGGCGGACAUUUUGGCGAUAAUUGCGCUUUGGAUGGAUACGCCAGUAAUGAAAACACGGUAAAUGGACUGAAAAUGACCGUUUUGAGUUAAUUUGAUAAAAUUUUGAAGAUAACCGUCGGUGUGGUGAAUUCCGAUGGAAAUCCUGCGAUUUAUGCGGAAGGCUGUUCGGCGGUUCUUGCUUCCGUUUCCGGAGGCGAUUCUUUGAUCGUGAGAUAUAUACAUUGAUGAUAUUUUUAAAAUUAAAAAGUGAAAGUCUCAUCGGGUACAAGAAUUCAAGAAUAGCGAUUUUUCACUCCGCAUUCGCCGUGUUCACUUUGCGUGUUUGCACGUUCUCAUUCAAAAGCAUCUGAAAAAAAUUUAUAAAUUCUACUAUUUAUAUUCAAAAACUCCUGCAUUUUACUGAAAAACCCCAACUUUUUUUGAAAUUUUUUUAAUUUUGUUCAAUUAACUGUCCGUAAGGUUUUUCUACAUAUUUCCAGCCUCUUUUCGAGAAAUCUCAAAAAAUUGAAUAUUCAGAGAACGACCGGAUUUGAUUCGAAAUGCUCCGUUUUAUCCGGAUCCUCGGCGGCGGCCGCGAUCGCCUCGGGAAUCGUCGGUCUCGCUAUCCAAGCAAAGUAAAUAAAAUACUACAAAAUAAGCCUAAAAUCCAUUCGGACCUCAGAUUUUCCGCAAAUGUCUUCAUUAAUUCCGUUUUUCAAAGAAAAUGCCAAUUUCAGCCCGAAUCUGAGCCAACGCGACAUCCAGCAUCUGAUCAUCCGAACUGCCUCUAAAUCUUCUCUAAACGUGAACUGGAACAAGAACGCGGCGGGAUUCCAGUACAAUCCGUCGGUCGGAUUCGGUCUUCUCGACGCCGAGGCCCUGGCCUGGCGAGCCCGCACCUGGAAAACAGUCGACGAGGAGAUAGUUUGCUCCGCGGAGCCCAUUAGGUUGGACAUAAUCGCCCCAAGGAUACUGGGUGGCCACUUAAGAGGCUCCUCUAGGGCUAACAGGAGAAGGCACUAAAGUGGUCACUGAAACCGCCUUUGUAGAGGCCACUUUUUUGCGUCUUAGUGACCACUAUAGUAGUUUCAUUAAUCUAGUAGUACAGGUUAGACUUCUGAAGUGGCCACUGAAUCGUCGAAACCCUGAAGUGGCCACUGAUUUGUUGUGUUUCAGCCCCGGGUCAAACAUCUUGUUUCCGAUUGGAAAUUCUUGCGACGUCAGCUUCAUUGAACGUGUUGCGGUUCGUCUGAAUAUUGAUGCUAGAAGACGUGGAGACGUUCAAAUCUUCCUGACUUCUCCGAAAGGUAUGGGAGGGAAGGAAACGUCAGGUUAA
This is a messenger RNA of Caenorhabditis auriculariae, 5905 nucleotides long. The record is from the annotation of a GenBank genome assembly. NCBI's taxonomy places the organism in Eukaryota, Metazoa, Nematoda, Chromadorea, Rhabditida, Rhabditidae.